ACCCUUCUUCCCGUCAACAUGCAGAAUAUAUAAAUGCUGUAUAUAUUGCAAUCGGAAAAACCCUAGCUCUCUUCUGGCUGCUGCCGGGCAACUUUUUAUUUCUAAGGAAUGGCUCCGAAGCAGCCAAAUACAGGCCUUUCUGUGGGCCUUAACAAAGGACAUGUUGUUACUAAGAAAGAGUUGGCGCCCCGCCCUUCUGAUAGGAAAGGGAAAACCAGCAAAAGAGUACAUUUUGUUAGAAGCCUUAUCAGGGAAGUAGCUGGUUUUGCACCUUAUGAGAAGAGAAUUACUGAACUUCUUAAAGUUGGAAAGGACAAACGUGCUCUUAAAGUAGCCAAGAGGAAGCUGGGCACUCACAAGAGAGCAAAGAAGAAGCGUGAAGAGAUGUCUAAUGUUCUUCGUAAAAUGAGGGCUGCUGGAGGCGGUGAAAAGAAGAAAUGAGUUGCAUGUUAAGACCUCCUCAUGAAAUUUUAGGUCGAAAAAACUGCUUAGCAAAAAUUUAUUUUAGUAUCUUUUUUGAACUGAAAAUUUUGAUUUUAUCAUUUUUAUUUUUAUUUGGAUGUUGAAGCACCUAGCCCUCAGCUUUUUGUAAUUUGUUGUUUUAGAAUGAGAAUGGUUCGAGAUUUCUAACGUUUAGAUUUUGCAACUAUUUUUACCAGGUGAAUUAAAAUGUAUUUAGGCACAUAUUACUGAUAUAUAGGUACUCUAGACUCUAGGGAUUCACCAAUAGUGGCUGGUCAAGGCAAUGAUGAAUAUCUUCUUCCUGCUAUGAUGAAGUCCUAAAACUAUGAUUUGGUGGAAUCCUGAAUCUGAUUCAGCAAAAUUGCAAAGGAUUUUCUGAGCGGUACUUAAUGGUUCUCUCAAUAUUUGCUAUAGUUUUGAAAUGUUGAACCCCAGGCCUUAUCCUUUUCUAAACAAUAGAUUCAUAU
Nicotiana attenuata is the source of this 929-nucleotide messenger RNA. Its product is annotated as 60S ribosomal protein L36-2-like. Lineage: Eukaryota; Viridiplantae; Streptophyta; Magnoliopsida; Solanales; Solanaceae. Bases 109 to 441 code for a protein of 110 amino acids. The record is from RefSeq and is a predicted model, not a curated record. Gene Ontology annotation, cellular component: ribosome; cytosolic large ribosomal subunit. The transcript is spliced from 4 exons. Gene Ontology annotation, molecular function: structural constituent of ribosome. Gene Ontology annotation, biological process: cytoplasmic translation.